Osmia lignaria (orchard mason bee) is the source of this 3551-nucleotide messenger RNA. The record is from RefSeq and is a predicted model, not a curated record. Lineage: Eukaryota; Metazoa; Arthropoda; Insecta; Hymenoptera; Megachilidae.
AAGGGACCACGUGAUCGAAUUGGCCAAUUGGAAGGUUCGCGGUGCCGCGGUCACGUUGCACUCGGCGUGGCUCAGUGCCCCCUUGCUCUUGCAAACUGCCUCUCCUUUUCUAUACUUCUCUCCAAGUUGUACGUUGGCAUAUGCGAAGAACUCUGUUCUCUGUCCGAGUCGUAGUGUGAUUGCUUGUCUAGCAUUUUAACUUUUCUUUCAAAAACUCGAAUCUCGUGUGACAGCUCGCAACGAAAUAGGAUAGUGCAUAACAAUGCGACCUAUAUCGUAAUCUUUGCACAACAAAUACAACGUGAGUGCGGAACUGGUUUGCGAAACGCCUAGUCGAAAGUGUCUAUUUAAAUCGUGAUAAUUAAUUCAGUGCAAAUCGCGAAUGGUUAAGAAGAAACAAUUAUUGCAUUCAAAUAUAGAAUGUGCGUGUUUACAGAAGAUUUUUUUUCAUCGCGUCAGGUUGUGAAAAUCGUUGGCGCGCGUUGGCACAGUAGAAUUACGAGUAAUAAGUCAGCCUACGGAUGUGAUUACGCGUCAAGCAGCCGGGUAUCUUUCAGGCGUGACAAUUGUUGAUGACGUUUAAAGGGAAAUAGAAAGAGAAAAGGAAACUGAGUAAUGGAAGUUGAGGGUGAGGAAGAAUCGUGAAAAUAGAAAGGGUGGAAGAAUCGGUACUCGCCGCGAGGAGAUGGUGGCGGUGGUGCGAUAUGAAUCGACGACAGACGAUCCUCGAGAGACACGAGUUUUUUCUUUUCUAUAAACAGCGAGAAGUUUCAAUCGAGAGAAUAGUAGAUCGAUCGAGCUCGGUGCCGACCUUGAUGACCUAAAAAGCGGCUCUUCGUUCGGCAAAAUCGAUUCGUCAGGAUGACGGUACUCGGUGGCUAAGGGGUACACGUUGUUCGUUCAAGCUGGUGAUUUGAACAGAACCGUCUACCUAGGGGUGAAUCUUCUCAAUUGUUUCUCCUUCGGGAGAGAAGGAAGGAAGGAAGGAAGGAAGUUUCAGUUUGAGAGUAAACAAACAAACACGAUAUAAAUAAAGCAGUGCGAGGCGAAAGGAUCGUAAACCGGUGAUAGAGGGUUGGAAGAGAAGUCGGAAAUAGAAGAGCGGCGAAGGGUGAGAGACGGGUGGCGGAAGAUUGGGAAAAUAGAAACGGAAGAUGACAGGCAGUCGCAAUAGCGAAAUAGAUCCGGAAGUGACGGUACACGGGGAGGGUGGAAAGCAUACGGUUCAUUGGUUUCGAAAAGGUCUGAGACUUCACGACAACCCUUCGUUGAGGGAGGGUCUUGCCGGUGCCUCCACCUUUCGGUGCGUCUUCGUUUUGGACCCAUGGUUCGCCGGCAGUACCAACGUUGGCAUUAAUAAAUGGAGGUUUUUGCUGCAAUGUUUGGAGGAUCUGGAUUGCUCGCUGAGAAAAUUGAAUUCUAGACUGUUCGUGAUACGAGGACAACCAGCUGAUGCUCUGCCGAAAUUGUUCAAGGAAUGGGGCACGACGAACUUGACCUUCGAGGAGGAUCCAGAACCAUACGGACGUGUUCGAGAUCACAACAUAUCGGCGCUAUGCAAGGAACUCGGUAUCACGGUGGUCCAAAGGGUAUCGCAUACUCUCUACAAGUUGGACGAGAUCAUCGAGAAGAACGGAGGAAAGCCACCGUUGACGUAUCAUCAGUUUCAAAAUGUUGUCGCCAGUAUGGAUUCACCUGAACCGCCAGUACCGACGGUCACUUCCGUCUGCGUAGGCUCCGCCUAUACUCCGCUGAAGGAGGAUCACGACGAUCAUUACGGUGUUCCGACCCUCGAAGAACUUGGAUUCGACACGGAAGGAUUGUUACCACCUGUAUGGGUCGGGGGCGAGAGCGAAGCAUUGGCGCGUUUGGAACGUCAUCUGGAGAGGAAGGCUUGGGUGGCUAGUUUUGGAAGACCGAAAAUGACCCCGCAAUCUUUAUUACCCAGUCAAACGGGUCUUUCGCCUUACUUACGAUUCGGUUGUCUCAGCACCAGACUUUUUUACUAUCAGCUCACCGACUUGUAUAAAAAGAUUAAGAAAGCUGUACCACCGCUUUCGUUACACGGUCAGCUUUUGUGGCGAGAAUUCUUCUACUGCGCUGCGACGAAGAAUCCAAACUUCGAUCGGAUGCAAGGAAAUUCGAUUUGCGUUCAGAUACCCUGGGACAAGAACGUUGAAGCCCUUGCCAAAUGGGCGAACGGUCAAACAGGUUUUCCAUGGAUCGAUGCGAUCAUGACUCAGCUGAGGGAAGAAGGUUGGAUCCAUCACUUGGCUAGACAUGCUGUCGCUUGUUUCCUGACCAGAGGUGACCUUUGGAUCUCCUGGGAAGAAGGAAUGAAGGUAUUCGACGAACUUUUGCUGGACGCUGAUUGGUCGGUCAAUGCAGGAAUGUGGAUGUGGUUAUCGUGCAGCUCGUUUUUUCAACAAUUCUUCCAUUGUUAUUGUCCGGUAAGGUUUGGCAGGAAAGCCGAUCCAAACGGCGAUUACAUCAGGCGAUACCUGCCAGUCUUGAAAAAUUUUCCAACGAGAUACAUUCAUGAACCAUGGAACGCACCGCUCAGCGUGCAACGAACGGCGAAAUGUAUUAUCGGUAAGGAUUACUCGUUACCGAUGGUAAAUCAUAGCAAGAGCUCUAGGAUCAACAUCGAGAGAAUGAAGCAAGUCUAUCAGCAGUUGAACAAGUAUCGGGGGAAUGGAGCUUCCAUCAAGGGGGAGACAGUUGCAUUUGCGCUAGGUUUAUUGAACACGUUGCCACCGCCAGCGAUGAAGGAGAACGAGGAAGAAAAGAAGAAACAGGUGCAGUCUCCUCCACCUGCCGAGAAUCAACUGAAAAUGGAAACUCUUGCCAAUACGACCCAACAGCAUCACCAUCAGCAUCAAUAGUGGCAACUACGACCACGUUGUGCCGAUGAUCACGCGAUAAACUGGAGAGACAAUUGGUUUUAUUUAUCGUUAUUUAUUUUUUCUUCUCCUCUUUACGAAACCGCUACGGAUUAUCACGCGGAUAGAGACUUUUCUGUGUUGUUACUGGUUACAAUCAUCUUGCAAUUUAUACGAUGAACUUUGGAUAUUUUCGCAUAAGCACGUGUCGUAGCAAGAUACUUGUGUCAGCUACGUGACGAAAGAGUAAAAACGAUGGGAAUUUUAUAUUCUUAUUGCUGUACAUAAUACAUGUGCAUCAUAAAGAGAUUUUUCUGACCACUAUCGUCUCCGCUCCCUAAUGAUUUAUCGUGUGAAUAUACUCACCUUAAUAACAGUUUCCCUGUUUUAUCGACCAUUAAAUUAGCUAAAAGCAUCGUCGAAAAUAAAGGUAUGAUUAUAUUCUUUCUCCUUCUAAUCUGAUUAAUUAAUGCCGAUUAAUAAAACGAUUACGUUGGAUAUUUCGAUACAAAGAAAGAGAAGAGACACGAUUAUGAGUACCAAUCAUCAUUAUACUUCUCAUUAUAGUUUGAUAUUUUUCUUCGAAGUUCGAGCUAGAUCAUCGCUUAUCGGUAAAAGUGUAUUUUCAUUUUCCUACGACAAACAACAAUCAAAAGAAGGCUGUUUAAA